AUGUGUUCAAAAUUGAAAAUGUAUAUUGGAAGGAAGCUGGUUGAUAGUCUACCCAAAUCUUUCGAUGUGUCUCCUGUGCAAUUGAAAUCACUUAUACAAUUAGGUCCUUCGCGCAAUAAAAAUACUAUUGAGAUGAACUUGCCUUUAAACGCUCUAGAGAACCAAGUAGGCAUUCCUUACAUAAAUCAGAUGCUGAAAUUGGAACCCGAUGAUAUAAUAAAGAAUAUUCAUUACGAAAAGACACGUUCCAACAGAGUGUUACAAUUUGAAAUAAACAAGAGCAUUUUUAUUAAAGAUGUAAUGGAAAGCCCUAUUAUCCUUCUUAAUGAACGUUUUCCCAUGAACGUAGUGGUAGAAUACAGCUCCCCAAACGUUGCCAAACCGUUCCACGUGGGUCACCUACGGUCCACAAUAAUAGGAAACUUUCUUUCCAAUUUACACAAGCAUUUAGAUGAUAAAGUAACAAGGCUGAAUUAUUUAGGUGACUGGGGCACACAAUUUGGUCUUAUAAAAGUAGGUGUGGAAAAACUCAAUUAUACAGUAGACAAGAUCAGAGAAAAACCUAUUGAACGUUUAUAUGAAUCAUAUGUCUAUGCAAAUAAAUUGGCCAGUGUAGAUGAUAGUAUAAAGAAAUUAGCACGAGAAGAGUUCCUCAAACUCGAAAAAGGAAGUCCUAAAGAUAUGGAAGAUUGGAAGAUGUUCAUCUCAUUCACUAUCGAGGAAUUAAAGAAUACUUAUCAGCGAUUAGGAGUCGAAUUUGACGAGUACAAUUAUGAAUCCAUGUAUGGGGCAAGGGAAAUCGAAAGCAUCAUUAGUCUAUUAAAUAACAAACAAAUAAUAAAGACCAGCGCUGACGGUAAAAAGGUUGCGAUGGUAAACGACCGUGAAGUGGCCGUUUUAAAAAGCGACGGGGGCACUUUGUAUCUCCUAAGGGAUAUUGCGGCUGCCAUUGAUCGUUACAAUAAGCACCGUUUCGAUCGAAUGUACUAUGUUGUAGAAAACGGACAGAACGACCACUUUCACGCCCUCCAAACCAUCUUACACAUGCUCGACAUGCCCUGGACAGACCGGCUGAGACAUGUCAAGUUCGGUCGCAUACAUGGCAUGAGCACUCGCAAAGGGAACGUUGUCUUUCUGAAGGACAUCCUCGACGAAAUGCGAGAAAUUAUGGCCAGCAAACAGAUCAAAUCGCCAAACACGAAAAAAACCGCGAUGGACACUGAAACUCAAGACAUUCUGGCCGUAUCCUGCGUUAUUGUUAACGACCUCAAACAGAGAAGACAACGAGACUACAAAUUCAAUUGGGAGAAAGCGUUACAAGCGGACGGGGACACCGGUAUAAAGCUGCAGUACACACACAGUCGAUUGUGUAGCUUGCAGAAUAAUAGCGGGGUUAUUCCUGCAGGAGUUUGUCGUCCAGAGCUCGUUGACGAACCGGAGGUGACAAAUAUAGUGAGAGAAAUAGGGAGGUUCCAGGAUAUUUUGAUGAAGACCGAAGAGCAACUAGAAGCUUGUAUACUUGUUGUAUACCUGUUCAACUUUUGUAAUACCAUCAGUCGAGCCCUGAAGGUCCUCCGAGUGAAGAACGAAGACCCGGUGGUCGCUUCCCAAAGAUUGAUGGUAUUCUUGAAAGCCAAAGAAGUCCUCAAUAAAGGGAUGAAAGUGUUAGGAUUGCAACCGUUACAAGAAAUGUAAGACAAAAACUUAAUAAAUAUUUUUACCUCAAAUAAGAAACAAAUAUUGUGAUCGUAGACCUAGACUUAUCGUUAGACUGCUGUUUUUACAAUUUCUAAUAAAUAAAAAAGUAUAUACAACAUACGAUAGGAUAUUUUUUCUGGAUCACAAAAAAAAAUCGUCGUUAAUAUACUCUAUUUCAUUAUAAUGUAUUUAAUAGUAACAUUAAACAAUAUAAUUGAUGAAGUACAAAAUAAUAUAUAUAUUUAUAUAAUGUGAUGGACGCAUUUACACACAAAAAAAUAAGACGAGAUGAUAAAAACCCUUUAACAAGAUUUAUACAACUUAAUAAAUAAUUAGGAA
This is a messenger RNA of Agrilus planipennis (emerald ash borer), 2037 nucleotides long. RefSeq names its product probable arginine--tRNA ligase, mitochondrial (gene ArgRS-m). Gene Ontology annotation, molecular function: arginine-tRNA ligase activity; ATP binding. The transcript is spliced from 5 exons. Gene Ontology annotation, biological process: arginyl-tRNA aminoacylation; mitochondrial translation. NCBI's taxonomy places the organism in Eukaryota, Metazoa, Arthropoda, Insecta, Coleoptera, Buprestidae. The record is from RefSeq and is a predicted model, not a curated record. The coding region runs from base 1 to 1695 and encodes 564 amino acids. Gene Ontology annotation, cellular component: mitochondrion.